AUGAAGAAGUUGCAGCGAGAGGAAUUACUGGCUCUACGGCCGCUACAAGGGACCACUAUUGGAAAAGAUAUUUUUGCCGAGGUGCAAAGACUUUGGGGACUUCACAGAUUUGAGAAAAAUCCAUGGUCAACGAAAGUUAGACCUUUUAGAAGACUGAAACAUUUCGAAAAUUUGCAGUUAGGCGCUUUAGAAAAGAAAGGGAAAUUAACUAAAAGGAUGAUAGGUUGUUGUUUAUCAUACCUUGAGAGAUCUCCGUAUGAUAUGAAAUAUGCUUUAUGCAAGUGCCAACUUGCUGAAAAGGGAAUCAGAGACAUAUCAGCACUAAGAUCGUACCACUAUAUUCAGUAUUUGGACCUAUCUCACAACAGAAUAACAACUUUGGAACCUCUCAGCGAGAUGCCAUUUUUACAAUACCUGAACGUCUCCCACAAUUACAUUGAAAAUCCUUUCGAUUUUAAAGCGCCAUUGUACCUGACAACUGUUAAUUAUUCCAAUAACAGAAUUGUAAAAAUACCCAACUUAUCAGCCCUAUGGUCCAUAACUAGUUUGGAUUUGUCUUUCAAUUGUAUACGAGAAAUCAAAGGAUUAGAUAGUUUAAAAAUGUAUUAUCAGAGGAGAGUGAUGAAGACCUUCAGGACGACCCAUAUGAAGAAUCUCCGGACGAAUAUUUGCCGUCAACCCCAUCUGAAAGCUCCGACGAGGAAUAUGAAAGACGCCAACCCAAAAAGCAGAAAUUUGCUGACAAAACAUUUAUAG
Messenger RNA from Psylliodes chrysocephalus, 756 nucleotides. The record is from the annotation of a GenBank genome assembly. NCBI's taxonomy places the organism in Eukaryota, Metazoa, Arthropoda, Insecta, Coleoptera, Chrysomelidae.